Phyllopteryx taeniolatus (common seadragon) is the source of this 12405-nucleotide messenger RNA. RefSeq names its product GPI mannosyltransferase 3-like. Gene Ontology annotation, biological process: GPI anchor biosynthetic process. NCBI's taxonomy places the organism in Eukaryota, Metazoa, Chordata, Actinopteri, Syngnathiformes, Syngnathidae. The record is from RefSeq and is a predicted model, not a curated record. Gene Ontology annotation, cellular component: endoplasmic reticulum membrane. The coding region runs from base 2427 to 3812 and encodes 461 amino acids. Gene Ontology annotation, molecular function: alpha-1,2-mannosyltransferase activity. The transcript has 18 exons.
UUACGCCUAAGAAAACUACUUCCGCACAUGGAGACUUUCAGACAGCGUUCAGGGUUAGGGAGGAAAGAGGAGGAUGUGAAACUCAGGAAAAGAAAGUCUCUACUGUACACAAAGGAAGACGAUGCUCCGAUUAGGACAGCUCCUAUAUCCCCUCUUCGUCAUCUCAUCAAGGAGUAAACGGGAAAUAAAGAGGUUGUGACGGUGGAAUUUUCAACCUUGAGGCACCUCACCUUGCUUUGCAAGACCAAGAACAACACUUGGCCCUUGGCCUAACCCAGUCUUUGGGAGGAGUGUAUGGCGUCCCCCGUAUGGCUGCAUAUGUUACAUGUAUCCACUGGCUGAUGCAAGGCUCCAUAUUUUAUAUCCAAAACGGAUUGGUUUGCCUUUGAUUACUUGCUUACAUCUAUUAUUGCUUAUUUGUAAUUAUUAAACGGUGUAAUUAUUAUUAUUAUUGUUUACAUCCCAAGAUUAUACUUAGACACACCAAGUACUCUGUCUUUGUAGACGAAUAUGUGCACCUCGCCACAAUGUGCUAGGCCACGGGUCACUAUUGUGACCAUGCAUAUGUUUACUUACUCUGCAUACACACCAAACACAUUUGAGUAAUUGCAAAUGCAUAGAUCAUUACUAAACACCCUAAAGAUCAUGUGUACAGAAAAUAUUUGUCCUAUAUUUAUUUUAACAUACUUUACUAACCUUUUUGGGGAGGUUUGAGGCAGCCAUCCUCCUUUGACGGUGCCACCAGGAAGUAAAUACAUACAUAUAAUUCCCUCCGUGCCUCUAAAAUCAGAAUCAGAAUCAUCUUUAUUUGCCAAGUAUGUCCAAAAAACACACAAGGAAUUUGUCUCCGGUAGUUGGAGCCGCUCUAGUACGACAACAGACAGUCAAUUGACAGAGAACACUUUUGAGACAUAAAGACAGUGACAAAAAACAGUCACUGAGCAAUAAAGGGUUCCUAGUUAUCUGGUAAUGCCGGUACAUUUAUUUAUUUACUUAUUUAUUUAUUGACAAUUGUGCAAAAAGCUGCAGACUCCUCUAGCACUUAGAGCAGUUCGAAAGACUAAUAUUGCAAUAGUCCGGUGCAAUGACCAUUGUGCAAGAGGGCGCCGAGACUUCAAGCGAGUAGUGCGAUAAUCUGGGACAAUGUUGAUUGUGCAAAUGUUGCAGAUACUCCUCAAUCAGUGUACAAAUGGAGCAGAUGCUACUCUGGCAUGAGUGGCCAGUAUUGGUCAACAACAGAUAUGCAAAUAGUGCAGCGUGGCGAGACUACUACAGUGAGUGCACGAGUAAUAUAUAAUUGACCCCACAGAAAUGUGACAACAAACUCAAGUCAAAAAAUUCCCAGCAUGUUGUAAUGAAAUACUAGGUUAGCUGUUUAAGAAGUUGAUCGCAAGAGGGGAGAAGCUGUUGGAAAGUCUGCUAGUUGUAGUUUGCAUUGAUCGGUAGCGCCUACCUGAGGGAAGGAGCUGGAAGAGCCGGUGACCGGGAUGUGAGGGUCCGAGAGGAUUUUGCACGCUCUUGUCUUAGUUCUGGCAGCGUGCAAGUCCUCAACGCAGAAGUCAGAGGUGUGAUUGUGAUCGGGGGUGCGGCCGGAUGGGUGUGGGGUGUGAAAGUGUCCUUUUCAAAUCUGCAGUACAAGGUAUUCAAGUCGUUGGCUAUUGUGCUAUUGUUCUCAGCUUGGGGGGAUCGUCGCUUGUAAUUAGUCAGCGAUUGGAAUGCAUGCCAGACUGAUUCAGAGUCGUUAGCGCUAAAUUGUUUUUCCAACUUUGCUGCAUAGUUCCUCUUUACAAUGUUAAUUUCUUUAGUCAGUAGGUUUCUAGCGCAAUUAUACACGGCCCUGUCCCCGCUCUGAUAUGCGUCCUCCUUAGCUUGGCGAAGCUGCUUAAGUCUGGCAGUGAACCACGGCUUGUUGUUAUUGAAUAUGCGAAAUGACUUUGUUGGUACACACACAUCUUCACAGAAACUGAUAUAGGAUGUGUCAGUUUCCGUAUAUUCAUCCAGGCUGCCAGCUGAAUUUUCAAAGACACGCCACUCUUUGCAGUCUAAACAGCUUUGAUGUUCCAUCUUUGCUUCAUUGGUCCACUUUUUCACUGUUUUCAACACAUGGCGGCGGAACGUCCGAAGUCUUUACUGGUCUUUAGCAGAAGAUGAAGCUCGUCCAUUUUGUUGGGUAGGGAGCGUACAUUCGCGAGGUGGAUCAACGGGAACGCCAAUCUGUAUCCUCUCUUGCGGAGUUUCACCUGGAUGCCGGCUCGCUUCCCUCUGUGGCGCCGCCUCCGCCUCCAUGCGGCGAAAACCGCGGACGCCGCUGCGAGGUGCUGAGAGUUGCGGUGUUUUCUGUGAUUUUCCGUGUCGUCAACUGUUUCCUGGUUCAGAGCAGCUUCAUUCCAGAUGAGUACUGGCAGUCUGUGGAGGUCGCACAUCACAUGGUCUUCAAUUAUGGGCAUCUGACGUGGGAAUGGAAGGAGGGCAUAAGAGGCUUCACCUAUCCUCUCUCCUUUGCGGUCAUCUAUAAAAUACUACACUGGAUACACUGUGACUCUGUGUAUCUUCUGAUAUGGCUUCCCCGACUCCUUCACGCCCUUGUUGCUGCGUUUGCAGACGUUAAAUUCUUCUUCCUCAUUAGAACACUGGAAGAUCGAGAUAUUGCAAAAUGGGCGUUCUUCUGCCAUAUGUGCUCGUGGUUCACGUGGUUCUGCUGCACCAGAACGAUAAGCAACAGCGUGGAAGCCACAAUCGCUUGUCUGGCUCUUUCCUACUUCCCCUUGCCAACAUCCAAAACACACAGCAGUAAAAAAUAUUUGAGCCUUGUUGCAUUAGCGUUCAUUGUUCGUCCGACGGCCCUGAUUGUCUGGCUUCCGCUGUUGAUUUACCAUUUCUGGCAGGACGAAAACAAACUGAGACUAGUGGUUGAUAACUACAUUCCCAUAGGGGCUUCAGCCAUUGUGAUUUCAACCAUAAUCGACUCUGUCUUCUUUGAGAAGUGGAUCUUCGUGCAGUUCAACUUCCUGAAGAUAAACGUCGUACACAGCGUGGCUGACUUUUACGGCACCCACCCCUGGCACUGGUACCUCAUUCAGGGCUUCCCCGUCAUAAUGGGCUCUCAUCUCCCAUUCUUUUUUCACGGAUGUUCCCUCGCAUUCAGAAGGUACAGAAUCCUGCUGGUGGCCAUCGCUUGGACCAUUGGCAUAUACAGUUUGCUUCCUCACAAAGAGUUUAGAUUCAUCUACCCUCUGCUUCCCUUCUGUAUGGUCUUUUGCGGUGUAUCGGUGGCAAAUAUGAGAGUGUGGCGACGAGCAGCCGCAUGUGGUUUGUUGGCAACCAACUUGCUCAUAGCUCUCUACACGGGCUUAAUUCACCAGCGCGGCGCUCUGGACGUCAUGGGCCAUGUCCGUGCACUUUGUCACAAUGUGUCAGAGUUUGACGUCCUCUUCCUCAUGCCCUGCCAUUCGACACCUUACUACAGCCACGUCCACUGCCCACUAAAGAUGAGGUUCCUCGAGUGCCCGCCUAAUCUCGGCCAGCCGGGUUAUGUGGACGAAGCAGACAGAUUCUACAAUGACCCGCUUCUCUGGCUCCGGACUUCAUUUCCAAAUGUGCAGUCACGUCCUACUCACUUGGUUCUCUUUGACGUUUUGGAGAAGAACUUUGUGGAGCAACUUGGUGCAAUUCAACCUCUUGAAGAUAACGUCAUCGAUGGGGUGGCCUGCAUAAGGCACAAACCCCUGAUAGUGGUACCUCUCUCACGGCUUUGCCCUCGUGAUGAGCCUCCGUGUCCUGUUCUUUCAUGGAUGCUCCCUCGCUUUCAGUAGGUACAGGAUCCUGCUGGGGGCCAUCGCCUGGACCGUCAGUUUGUACAGUUUGCUUCCUCACAAGGACUUUAGAUUCAUCUACCAUGUGCUUCCCUUCUUUAUCAUCAUCUGUGGAUGCAUCUCUGCCAAAAGAAUCACAGAUUUUUUUGAAUCACAAUUCUUCUCUUCAAGCCAUUGUGAAACAGAGCCCAACAAGAAACACAAAUGUUCCUGCUGUGUGGGACCAUUUUGGUCUCAUAUGUCCCCUUAUCGGCAAAUAAGGAGAGGACACGCAGUCGCAAGCCACACGCUUCAUGUUUGGGGGAUUUGUCCACCAUCCCCUGUGUCUCUGGUGUCACAGACGCGGAGGAUUUGUACACCGUUCCUGGCGUCUUCUCCGGCAUCCCCAGCAUCUCUGACGCAAUUACGCUCCAACAACAGGCUGCUGCUGCCCGCCUGACUGGCCGUGUCCUCACCCGUCCUGUGCUGGAGUCACAAGAAGAGAUUGUGACGGCAAUAGGCGGCAUAAAUGAUCAUCUUGAUCAAUGAAUAGCUGUCCUCACAAAUAUCAGUGCUUCAUUAAAUACACUGGUUAACAAGUGAAUUCCGAGUCCUUGCCUCUUUUACAUUGUUGAACUCAAAUGUUGUCGGGCAUGAAUUGUUCAUCAGUGCUAAUUGUUCAUUUCUCUGAUAUGCAGAUUUAAAAUAACAGUUUCCCAGCAUCCUCUGUCGCCAAAGGACCAACAGCUGUAGAAACGUGCGUAUGCCAGCCAUAAAGUUGGCGUGGGGCACCGCACGUUUCCACGGUCAUUUCACUUUUGAGACGUGUGAACUUUGCCGCAAAAAAGGACGCACGCCACAUUUUUGUGCGUGCGCACCUAUUGUACAUGAGGCCCCAGGACUGAAAUGUCUGCGGGUUUUCCUCGGAGAGAAAUCAUUUAUGUAAAUUUGCAAAAAUAAUUGGGGUAGGGGAGACGGGGGCUUAACGUAGUACUAUGUCGACAUUGACUGUCUGUAAUCGUGACCAUCAUAUUUACAGCAUUGAAGAUUGUAUUACGGCAGGCAUUUUAUCUUUGCAAUCUUUCUACACAUUUAAAUUCAUUGUAUGCUAUCACGUUUUUACAUUAAGUUUGGGGCAUGUCGGUGUCACGGAGCGACAUAGUACAGAAGCUUGAUACUAAUAACGGGAUCCGUUGGAUUGGCGCUGGCUGGAAUUAAAAGUUGGAAAUGAAUACCUUCACGAAAAUAUUAGAAAGAUUAAAGAACCUAGGAAGGCAUACUGCAUCUUGUCAUCAGGAUGUGAAGUAUGGAUCUGGAGGGAGAACUGAAAGAAGCCCGCACAGCUGGUUAAAACGAAGAAGUCAUAAUUAUAGAUUACCAAGUAUUUUGUUAAUACAUUUCUAUGAAUUUGCUACGUACUUACUAACGUAGUUAAAGUUAGUUAACUUGUUAUAGUGGUCAUUUAUGUAAUACAUUUUUAUAUACAUUUAUAUAAUAUAUGAGUGAGGCGCCCCCCUCGCCCUCAUAAAUGCUUGGUGGGCCGGCUUUGUUUAACCACUUAAUAUGUGUGUUAACGGGUAACAGUAGCUCAUAUGAGUGUGUCGUGACGAGCAGCUGCUUGUGGCUUGUGGGCAGCAAACCUGCUCACAGCCCUCUACACGGGCCCGAUUCAUCUUCACUGCACGCUGGACAGUGAUGUGAGUCGUGACGACUCACAUCACUGCUCUUUGUCACAAAGUCUCGGAGCCGGACCUCUUCCUCUAUCCCUUCCACUACUCACCUUACUACAAGUGCCAACUGCAUGUUGGAGGAGGGGAGUUGUUGGUCCCUUACGGCACUGAUGCAGGUCCUGAAGCAUCCUCCUGGGGCCAACGCCCAUGAGAUGUACCCAGCCCAAAAUGAAAUACCCCCAGGACCAAUCACCGUUUCCCCUACAAUUUACCACAUUCGUCCCCAUCCCAAACUCAGAAUCUACUCUUUAGUAGGUUCUGCUCAGCCGCUUGGUUCCACUCCAAGGUGGCCUCAGGGACAAAGAACGGACUUUUUAUGUGACCUCUGGGCAAGGGUUUAUGCAAGGGGAUAGCAGUGUAGCAACCCUGCAGUUAUAUUUUAAGAGUUCUAUAGGUUCUGACUGUCUUUGAUGCCUUGAAAGUGAUUUGUGAUUGGAUGAAAGGGGCAAGGGUAUAAAGAAGUUCGAGGUAACAUGGUAACUGCUGACAGUCACCCGUCUGGUUUUCCAAUAAACACUUGUUGAUUGACCAUUUCUUGUCAUCUUUGCGGCAUCUGGGACGAUGCUGUAUUAUGUCAUAUGUAAUAUGCUGACUAAUUAGUCUAGGCACAUUUGUUACAUCCGAUUUUGAAGGCUGUUUAAGAAUAUUGGUUACGUCGGAACUUGUCAUGGUCCACCAAAUUUUGUCUUCCACACUUUUUUUUUGUCUGCAUGCUACUACCCAGUCAAACAAAAUAGAUUGAAGAAUUUGGGGGUGCUUCGCACGGAGUGGACCGAGGCUGGAGUCGGUGCAUCAAGAGCCGCCACCAUCACGACCAGACGAAUACUAGACAUGGGCUACAAAUGUCACCUUCCUCGUGUCAAGCCACGCCUCAACCAGAGAUUACAUCAGAUGUGUCGUACACGGGCUAAGGAGAAAAAGAACUGGACUGUUGAACAUUGGUCCAAAAUCCUCUUUUCAGAUGAAAGUCAAUUUUGCACUUAAUUUGGUCAUCAAGGUUCCCGAGUCUAGAGGAAGGGUGGAGAGGCACAAAGAAGUCCACAGUCAAUGUAGCCAUCUACUCGGAAAUUUUUCAGCAAUUUAUGCUUUCCUCUGCUGACACGCUGUACGGAGAUGCUGAUUGUAUUUUCCAGCAGGACUUGGCACCUGCCCACACUGCCAAAGGUACCAAAAGCCGAUUCAAUGAUUAUGGUAUUAUUGUGCUUGAUUGGCCUGCAAACUCCCCUGACCUGAACCACAUUGAAAAACUAUGGGCUGUUGUCAAGAGACAGAUGACAGACACCAGACCCAACAAUGCAGAUGACAUGAAAGCAGCUGUCAAAGCAACCUGGGCUUCCAUUACACCUACACAGUGCCACAGGCUGACUGCCUCCAUGCCAUCAACAAAAACAAACCAAACGGUGGCUGGUUAAUUUUAUAAUUAUUUUUAUAUGACUAACAUUUACUAAGUGAAACCAGUUUUUUGGGGGGGAAAAAAAGUAUAGUAUCAGUAGGUCUACUUAAAAGGCUCAAACAUGUUAUCGUACUCAUAAAAACUGAGUUACUAUGACAAAAGUUCAUUUUUGAGUUAGUUUAAAAAAAAUUGCUUUUUAACAGGUUUAUGUUGAUUUGUUUAUUAUUAGGUACUGAGGUUUUAUACUGUAUGUUUACCCUUGAUUUGUCUCAAGAGCUGUCCAAUUCCUUUACAACUUUACUACCUCUAGAACUAAUGACAUACAUUUUAAAGGACAGACUUUUGAAAACUUGUGGAAGAAAUUAAUGCAAAUAUUGUUUGGGGGGUGUGUCUCUUCACACUGUCAUUAUGGGUAACUGCCCCUCCUCUGAAAUCCUCUUUUUCGGCAGAGGUCGGCCUAAGUCAUAUGUGCAAGUCAUGAGUCUCAAGUUGUAACCUUCGUUUCAAGCAAGUCCCAUUUACAGUGGGGAAAAAAGUUAAGCAAGUCAAGUUGACCCCAAAUUUCAAGCAGGUCAAGUCAUUUGUUGGCUUUCAAUCUUGCUCAGUCACAACAUAGUCUUACUGUACUGGAGUGAUAAAAUGUUUUUCACUGAUCAUAAAAGUAUUUACUUACAAAACUUAAAAUCAACGGCUUAAAGUGACUGCUUUUCCCCGUCAGGGUUCGCAAGUCACUCCCAUGAUUUCAUUGUUUUGCUAGUUGUUACGCUGAAUGCUCUUCCUUAACUUAUAUUAAUCAAAUUGACGUUUACCAACACACUUAUACUGUAUUGAAAUACCAAUUUAGUUCUUGACAGAGGAGUCUAUACAUUUUAAAGAGCUCUGGGUCAGCAGCUACGCUUAUCCUAGCCUCAGCAGAGACAGCGCAGACUGAACAAAGCUAUCUGUUCUUGCCCCCGACUUAUACAAUGUUUGAAAGAGGAACUAUGGAAUCGCUGUCGUCUGAUUGGUCCAUGGUCCCAUCUGACAUCAUCAUUGCUCUGCAGAAUGAUGGCCAUUUGCCGCUGGCUUCAGACGCCGUCUCCACAGUCUUGCAUCUCAUGUUUACAGUGACUCCCCGCAGCCAUUGUCUUCUCCGACAUCUGUUCUUUGUGGCCUCCACAUGCACCCUGCUGGGAGCCUUCUUGCAACACACUCCCACACCACACAAUUUCCAUUAUAUGUGAUACUGCAAUAAACACCCUUGUUUACCCCCAGACGUGUGACACCCUAAAACCCUAUAUCAUCUUCAAUCCCCUAAUGAUCUCUGAUAAUCAGAGAUCAACAUCCUCUAAACAUGCAGCCUAGUUUGCUAUAAUACUCAAUAAAGCCUAAACUAAAUAAAGCAAAUAUCCCAAAAACUUAAGAAGAGGAUACAAAGGCGUCGUUCAACGGAGCGAGCGCGCUCAUGGUCUCCACGUCCUCUUUCAGCAGCAGCUGCAGAUAUUGGCUGUGGUGGUCCUUCCCUUCAAAGGCCUUGAGAACAAUCCUGAGGACAAGACUCCUGAGAAAAUGAAAUAUACACCCCCCACACCAGUCACGCUCCCAGGUGAAAUCCGCCAUAUGGUUGAUUUCUUGCUGAGAGAGAGGCUUGAUCACUGUGGGGGUUAUCAUAGAAACCAAUGCACAAGUGCCUGUCCAUCCACUGGGUAGCAAGUCCCACAACAGACCAUCACCACACAUCCACCACAAAUCAGACCUCAUCUUACGCAAUCGGGCCGCAUCAUAAUAGUCAAUAAAGAGUGUGAAUUUACAAAACUGUGGAUCCGGGUAGCUAAUUGAUCGGGAACGUUUUUUAUUGGCGCCUAAAGUUAUCUUACUCUUAUUUUGGAAGAUGCAAGGUAGGGACGGGACCAUUUCGACACCAUAGAGGGGAGCGCCUUUUACCUUAGUUAGAGGAUACACGCGGUCCCAGCGCUGGUACUCACCCUUCAUUAGUCAUCAGCUGGUAGGCACAGGUCGACUCGAAUUUAGUAGCAUAGUAGCAGCAGUAAAAUUAAACUGCUUCCAGCGUCCUUUCCCCCAGCGUGUAGUUCAACUCUAGGGCCCCUGUUGGCUUCACUGCCCUCUUUUCCACUUUUUCUUUUUGUUAUGAAGGCAUUCCUGUAACUAUAAUCAGGGAGAUCACCAGAGUCAUGAUUAUGACCUUCUUCGGACAGACAUACAGGAUGUAUAUAUUUCCCCCCAUGUCAAAUGACCAAUUUAACACCAAAACACAAUAGCCAUAUACAACCCCAUCCACAAUCAAGCAGGUCGUCUUCCCCGUCGCAGAGGCCCAGUUGACAAGACCUGCACACAAACCCUUAUAUAAAUUAAUAACAACUCUGCAAAAGAUACUACUGCCAAAGGGGUGGACUACAUAAUUCCUGUAUAUGUACUCCAGAGAAGGGACAAGUCGGCAAUUGUCACCCAACAUUGAUAUUAUUCCCCAACCAAUUGUUAACUUGUUUCACAAAAGUGUUAAUGUCAAUAGACCAAGAAUCACAUAAAAAUCAGCGUUAAGUCAGCACACCAACAACCUGCAAUACAACAACACUAUCAAGCUGCAUCCUCCUGGGCGUCUUGUAAAAUAAUGUUAUUUCAACAAAUCAGUCAUUCAACAGUCUGUGUAGACCGUAUUCUCUUGUCAGUCACACUGUCCUUGGUAACUAAAGGUCUAUAGUCUCUUGCACGUGAUCACAUCCUUCAUUACUUCUGUUAGCCGGCUUCAUUAGUGCUCCAUUUCUGCUUUUAAUUAAGACGACACAAACAUUAAACACAAAACAUAAACAUAAACACAGCACACUUAUUGGUUGAACUAUAACACCUAACCAUCCCAUUUUGAAGCAUUAUUCGAGAGUUAUGAAACGUGUACAGCCACCUGAGGCUUCUUUAACGCAAUUAAUAUCCAACUUCCCUCGUUCCUGUUUGGGCAAACAGUCAACCCAACUCCUGCAACCAAGCAGCUUGUAUUUGAAGGUUGAUAGGUUUGAAAUAAAUGUUACGAUCACUACACUAGGGCUUCCUCCUCAGUAAAGCAAUAUUUCUACUCGAGUGACGAUUCAAAAAUAGCUCAGGCUAAUAAUAAUUCAUUUUUAUCACUGUCCAGGUGUAAAAGAAGUGGCUUGGCUAGAUGUUGCUCAACCAACCACACGCUACUGUGCAUAAUUCUCCCCAGGUACCUUUCCAAGUCUACAGGUGUCCUUCAUUGCUUUCGCUAAUAUACCGUAACUAACUGUUUGCCUAAGUCCCCUAAUUCCCAAUAUUACAUCUGGCAAAUUAUCAAAUCAUGUCACCCUCAACUACUACAGCCUAGGCUUCUAUCCAUUGCAGUAAUUAAACGAUCCUAUUGUAAAUCUCUCCCUGGCCUUUGCAAUACCAUAAACUCGUAAAACUCACACACGCGCCCCGUCAUAAAGCUGGCCCCCCCAGCUGGGACGCCUUUGUCCUGUCAGAAACAAUUUGGUGCCAGUUCCCUGCGAUUUUAGAGCUCUGGGUCACAGAAGGACAUCCCAGAUUAUUCUGUCUGCUAUUUCCUCAAGAAGCCUUAAUUUGUAUUUAUUACCCUGUUGCUCAAAAAGUAGCUCUCCGCUUGUCCACAAAUUGUUAUAAUCAACCUGACUUAGGGGACAGAAUGCAAAUAAAUAAUCCUCCUCAAAAUGUACUUGCCAGACAAAUGGAAAAAUCCUCUUUGUCCUCCCUGCUCUAAUGCUGAAUCUGGGGAGACAAUCAAACAGAUUAAUCAUCAUACCAUAUUAGCCAUUCUCAAAAACAUGUACUCCACAUAAUUUCCCUUGUACAUGAUGCAAAUUAGGCACAGUCUCAUGGCGUAUGUAGCAACUCACUUGACACCUCUGGCACAUCUGCCCACUUCUGUGAAUGGAAAGGAUUGCAUUCGCUAUGCUGUAUUAAUAGUCACUAUACUGUAUCAACUCAAUAUUGUAAGGAUGUCUUUAGUUGACUGGUGUCCCUUGCGUAAUUUUCUACAUCCGGUUUGCCACAAACAGGAACUUUUAUGUAUAUCUACUUACAAAAAUUACAGACUCUCUGUAUAUUCCCAAUAACAGUCUUCCAGCCACUUACUUGUGUGCCACUCCGUAAAAAACUAAAAAUGGCUCCCUCUGACACACAAGUUAACACAUCUUUCAUGACUUUGCAACCUAUGUCAAGGCUCCUCUUCUAGGCACAAACAAGACUAAAGCCAUUGUAUGCGCUAAAGUGCUUCUCACGAUCCUCUAUCCCUUCAAGUGCCCUCUCAGCAUCCAUCCAUCUUCUUCUCCUCACGAAGGUCGCAGGCGUGCUGGAGCCUAUCCCAGCUAUCAUCGGGCAGGAGGCGGGGUACACCCUGAACUGGUUGCCAGCCAAUCACAGGGUACAUAUAAACAAACAACCAUUUGCACAUUCACACUUACGGGCUAUUUAGAGUUGUCAAUUUACCUACCAUGCAUGUUUUUGGGAUAUGGGAGGAAACCGGAGUGCCCGGAAAAAACCCACGCAGGUACAGGGAGAACAUGCAAACUCCAUUGCAUGGCAUACAUCUGCAGCAACAUCACCAAAGCUGAACAUGGGAUCAGCCAAUACCUGAAAUCCGUUAUUGAAAACUCCCACAAUGAAAACGUCAUCGAAAGUGAUGAAAUGGAACAAAUCAUGCAAGCGUACUCAAAAAAAAAGAGAAGCAAGCGCUCAAGAAUGCGUCGCGAGGGCUGACAUUUAUACAGAAAUGUAUAAAUUAAAUGUUUUUUCUUCCCUCUCUCUCUCUCGCUCUUUCUCUCUCUCUCUCUCUCUCUCUCUCUCUCUCUCUCUCUCUCUCUCUCUCUGCAGAGCACAAUCCAUCACCCAGGUGUGAGAAGACGACCUCUUGCUGACCCCUCAAUCCAACUCUUGUCGCUGCUCUAUCUUUUGUCUCUGCCUUCCUUCUAUCUUUCACCUCUCAAGAUGUAUAUAAAAAAAAAAAAGGGGGUGGGGGGGGCAAGAGAUGUCAGGCUCGCAAAGUUGAACUGGGAGAAGCGUGCUCAAAACCACUCCCGGGCACCUGUUGCAUCCUCUGGUGAUUUCUAUGCCACUGCCGCGCACUUCGGUGCGCGCAAUUUGCCCGCCGCAGUUGCAAGCAACGAUUUCCGUGCCUUUGCGCCAUUUGAAAGCAAGGAUUUCCGUGGCGCGGCUGCCGCACGCCUCGAGAACUGCGCCAGUGUCGGGGUCCCGAUUUCCUCGCCCCGUCUUCGGAGAGCCGCACCUGUCGGAGACCCGAUGACUGACGAGCCUGUCGAGGGAAAAGCUCUGCUGCGACACGAUCGGGUGACGAAGUUGCAUCACUCGACCGGCGCUGAUCGAGAUCUCGUUCGUGUACUUUGGCUGUUUUGAAGGCCCGAGGACGAUGCACGGACAGUCGUUUGGCAACGGAUGAAAUUCCGGCGAUUGUUCGUGGUUUGGGAAAAAAAAAAAACCAGACGUGUAAAUAAACGUGUCAAUCGACGUA